AUGGACAAGAGAGCAUAUAAUAGAAUUCCCAAAAAAUGUGGCAAACUCACCCAAAAAAAAGCGAUUACAACUAUCGAAGAAUUAGACUUAGACAAAGCUCAAUUUAAAAAGAUUUUCGAUCUCUUCGAUUAUAACGAAAAUGGUGGUCUUUCUCUCGCUGAAAUUGAUAGAGCUAUUGUUGAACUUUAUCCACAUCUCGCAUAUGAUGACACUGCUAAGAAAACCGUCAUCAAAAAAGCUCAAGAACUCGCUAAAAAGUCAAAGGAUGGUUUUAUCAACUUUGAAGAUUUCGAUGAUUUAUUUGAAUAUCUUCAAGAUUAUAGUGAGAAAGCAGUUAUCUCUACUAAAAAAUUAGACGAAGCUCAGAUCACGGAGGUAUUUGAUUUCUGGAGCAACGAAGGUGUCUUACCUCUUGACGAAGUAAAUAAAGUCGUUUUGUCACUUUAUCCACACCUUAAAAAAAAUAAGUCUGUUAUAAUGCAGGCUUACAAUGAAAAAGUACCUAAAUCUUCACAGGGUGAUUUCAUUAAUUUUAAAGAAUUUGAAUAUCUCAUUGAUGCUCUUCAUUACUAUAACGAGAAAGCGGAAUUCAUUAUCAGAAAACUAAGUAAAAAUCAGGUCAAAAAGAUUUUUGGCGUAUUUGAUUAUAAUAAUGACGGUACUAUAUCCUACGAUGAGAUCAAUAGAGCUGUUGUUAGACUCUAUCCACACUUCUUAGAAAAUGACUCUAUUAUCAUGCGUGCCUACAAAGCUGCUGAUGUUUCACGGGAUGGCGUUAUUGAUUUCAAUGAAUUUGGACGUCUCAUCGAUCUUCUUCAUUACUACAAUGAAUUAUCUUGUAUAUUUAAAAGACUUGAUAUAGAUAAUAAUGGACGUAUUAAUUUUGAGGAAUUCAAAAAAGGACAUGAUUUAAUUGGAAUAAGUGUGAAAUCAAAUACAAUGCUAAAGGAGAAAUUCGAUGAGAUUUGUGGUAAUAAUAAAAAGCAUAUUCCCUUUGAUGAGUUCCUUGAUUACGCUGCCAAGAUAAAAUUGAUAUCUGAAGAUGCCCAAGGAAUUCAGAAGACUCUAGAAGCUCAAGAAAUUCCAGAACUUUUGGAAACUCUAGAAACUCUUGAAGCUUCAGAAACUCGAGAAGCUCAAGAAACUCCGGAACUUCUGGAAACUCGAAAAACUUUGGAAGCUUUAGAAAUUUAGGAAACUCGAGGAACUCAAAAGACCCAGGAAGUUUGGGAAACACGGGAUACUCAGGAAACUAGGCCAAUUAUAUCUCUCCUCUUCGCAAAACCAGCGAUGGAUAUUUUUGCUUAUUCUUUAUAGCGGGAGUGGGUCUCUCUGUUUCCCAAAAAUACUUAGAACAAUGUUAAAUUAAUUUUAUUUUAGUUAUCACGUAAUAUAAAUCUACAAUGAGAUUAAUUUUUGUGUAAAUUAGGUUUUU
Messenger RNA from Rhizophagus irregularis DAOM 181602=DAOM 197198, 1435 nucleotides. RefSeq lists its product as uncharacterized. Gene Ontology annotation, molecular function: calcium ion binding. The record is from RefSeq and is a predicted model, not a curated record. NCBI's taxonomy places the organism in Eukaryota, Fungi, Glomeromycota, Glomeromycetes, Glomerales, Glomeraceae.